Molecule: messenger RNA, 1050 nt
Organism: Nicotiana attenuata
Lineage: Eukaryota; Viridiplantae; Streptophyta; Magnoliopsida; Solanales; Solanaceae
Exons: 2
Coding region: 1-1050 (349 amino acids)
Source: RefSeq, a predicted model, not a curated record
AUGGCCGUCAUUGACCAAGACAAUUUGACUGGAGUGGAAACUACCGCCACUGUUACUGCGACGAGCACAGGAAUUGAUCCAAGUGAUCCUCUAUACCUCCACCCAUUUGAUAAUCCAGGAGCUAUGUUCGUUUCAGUUGCUUUUGACGGAAUAGGGUACAGGUCUUGGAGGAAUAGUGUAUUGAGUGGGUUAUCUACGAAGAACAAAUUAGGUUUUAUAAGCGGCGAGUGCAAACAACCAGAUCCUUCGUCACAACAAUUUCGACAAUGGGAGCGAUGUGAUAAUAUGGUGACGUCUUGGAUCCUAAAUUCACUCUCUAAGGAAACCGCAGUUAGUGUAGAAUAUGCAAAUGAUGGUGUUGAACUUUGGAAGGAACUGGAGGUCGCUAUGAACAAACUAAUAGAUCUAGGCUGUAUCAAAUUCAGAAGGAAAUUAACAGUCUUUCCUAAGGAAGAGCUCACUAAUUUGAACAAAAGGACUCAAUGUAGUUGCGCCUGUAAUUGUGGUGCAAAAGAGAGUAUGUGCAAAGCCGAGAAAGAUAGGAGACUGAUACAGUUCCUUAUGGGACUGAAUGAGGUAUACACAGUAGUUCGAGGCAGCAUACUUAUGAUGAAUCCAUUACCAAGCCUGGCACAGGCAUUUUCACUUCUAGUUCAAGAUGAAAAACAAAGAGAGAUUAGGCCAGUUAGCCAUUUAUCUGUUGAGUCAACCUCAUUGAACGUGAGUGCAUCAGGACAGGGUUCAUUUAAGACAAACUUUCCAACAAACAACAAUUAUAGUGGAAUUCCUAGAGCCCAGCUCAUAUGUGAACACUGCAAAAAGCCGGGACGUAGUAAGAACAGAUGUUACAAGAUACAUGGUUACCCACAGAACAAUCAGAAUUCUGCUCAGAACUUCACUCCAAGGCACCUCUCGAAUGGUCAGAACUAUGGCCAAAAAUCUAGAUACAAUAAAGACAAAAAAGUAGUUGCAAGUUGCAAGGAGUUCCCAAUGAAGCUGUUAUCACUAAGGAAAAUGAAAACAAAACACAAGAUGAUGGAAGGAAUGUGA